Molecule: messenger RNA, 6740 nt
Organism: Cariama cristata (Red-legged seriema)
Lineage: Eukaryota; Metazoa; Chordata; Aves; Cariamiformes; Cariamidae
Product: DNA polymerase zeta catalytic subunit-like
Exons: 14
Biological process (GO): double-strand break repair via homologous recombination; error-prone translesion synthesis
Cellular component (GO): zeta DNA polymerase complex; nucleus
Molecular function (GO): DNA-directed DNA polymerase activity; nucleic acid binding
Source: RefSeq, a predicted model, not a curated record
CUCUUUAAUGUUGAAAGGUGUUGAGCCACAAAGUACCUGUGAAUUGGAGGUGGAUGCAGUAGCUGCUGACAUUUUAAAUCAACUGGAUAUUGAAGCCCAGAUUGGCAGGAACCCUGGUUUGCAAGCUAUAUGGGAAGAUGAAAAGCAGCGACGGAGAGAGAAAUGUGAAUCUUCUCAGAUUAAGCCACCUGAGUCACAAGACCGAGGAUUUGUGCCAGCAACAGAGAGUGAAAAAUUUUUUCAGAAGAGACUUAAAGAAAUCCUCAAGCAAAAUGACUUCUCUGUAACACUGUCAGGAUCAGUGGACUACAGUAACGGAUCAGAGGAGUUCUCUGCUGAGCUAACGCUACAUUCUGAGGUACUUUCUCCUGAAGCCUUUCAGUGUACGCCAGCUAAUAUGGUAGAAGUGCAUAAAGAUAAAAAGAUGAACAAAGGUGAGAUGCAUACUGAUAAAGAAGAGGAAGCACUUAUUAAUGAAGAAGCAAUUUUAAACAUUGUGGAGAAUAGUCAGAGCUUUCAGCCUUUGUCUCAAAGACUGAAUCAGACUACAGUUUUUAUGGACAGUAGUGCCGAUGAGGCCAUGAUUGAUCUGUUGGCUGGAUUGGAGAAUGAUGGAUAUCACAUGGAACAUCACAAAACACUCUCUCACCAUCGUUCUCUUGGAAGCUGUCGAAAUUCUCAGAACAGCGAUGAUGAAGAAAAUGAGCUGCAGUGCGAGAAAGAAGAAAUGGAACUUAGCUUGUUAAUGUCCCAAAGGUGGGACAGUAGCAUUGAAGAGCCUGGGCCAAAAAGAAGGUCAGCUGGCAAAAAUACGCAUCAAAGCUCAACAGAAGAGGAUUCAUCUUCAGGGGAAGAAAUGGAGUGGAGUGGUAACAAUGUGCUCCUAACUAAUCUCUCUAUACCUCAGUUAGAUGGGACUGCCGAUGAAAAUGGUGACAAUCCUUUGAAUAAUGAAAGUUCUCGAACUCACUCUUCCGUCAUUGCAACAAGCAAAAUGUCUGUAAAGACCUCAAUCUUUCACAAAGAUGCUGCUACGCUAGAACCCCCAUCUUCUGCUAAAAUUACUUUUCAGUGUAAACACACAAGUGCCCUUUCUAACCGUGUUUUGAAUAAUGAAGAUUUAGUAGAAGACCGCUCACAACCAAACACAGAAACAAGACCUGAACUUUCAGUCCAUUCUCUUACAAAAGAAAGCACUUACUCAGCAAAGUACCCAACUCCAUUCAGCAAUAGUACCCAUGCAGAAAACUCUCACAAAGAAAGUAACAAGAAAGAUACUCUCCCAGUUCCUUCAUGUGAAAACAGUAUUUUUGAGUAUGAAGACGACAUUUCAUCAGUGAGCAGACAGAUACCUAGUCGGAAGUAUACUAGCAUUAGAAAGGCUGAAAAGGAUGUUUCUUUUAUGCAUGUGGGUCGCCACAUUGGUGACAGCGUGUUGAAUAAAAACUUAUUUAACUUUUCCGAUUUGAGCCACUCCAAAGGUAAAAUGUCCUCUGAAGUAAAUGAAAAAUCCAGCAGUGCAAGUAUAAAUAGUUUUUUUCCAGCAACAGUUACAGAAAAUUGUGAAUUGGUGUCUUGUUCAGGAGGCAGUCGAACUGUGGUACAUUCACUUGAAAAUAACACUGAUGAAGGUGGCCUUAAUAAGCUUAAAAUUAGGUAUGAAGAAUUUCAGGAGCAUAAGGCAGAAAAGCCAAGCCUCAGUCAACAAGCAGCACAUUAUAUGUUCUUUCCUAGUGUUGUUCUUUCUAAUUGUCUCAGCCGACCACAGAAGUUAGCUCCGGUGACCUAUAAAUUACAGCAAGGCAACAAACAGUCCAGGUUGAAGCUGAAUAAAAAGAAACAUGGUUUUAUCCAUCAUCAGGAGCCUGCAAGCGUAAAUGAUGUUGCAUCAGAGAAGGGAAGCUGCUAUACACAAGGUAAUGCUUGUAGUAACAUUCCUGAUAAGGAUAGUGCUUUACCUAGUGACUUAGUUCAAGUUCCUCUUGAGGCUUUUGAAAACAAAAUGCCUACAAGUACUGCUAAUUAUACUGACUGCCAGUUUGCAGAUGGAUCUCUUGAAGCUGAGCAGUCAUUUGGAUUGUGUGGGAAUAAAUAUACGCUUCGAACGAAACGGAAGGUAAACUACGAGACUGAAGAUAGUGAAUCAAGCUUUGUCGCACACAACUCAAAAAUUAAUCUACCUCAACCGAUAGAAAGUGUUGAAAGUUUGGAUGGGUCUCAGAAGUCACGAAAGCGUAGAAAACUUUCUAAAAAAUUGCCACCUGUUAUUAUUAAAUAUAUUAUCAUCAAUAGAUUUAGAGGGAGAAAAAAUAUGCUUGUUAAACUAGGGAAAGUAGAUUCUAGUGAGGAAAGAGUUGUACUCACAGAGGAAAAGAUGAACUUAUAUAAAAAGCUUGCACCUUUAAAGGACUUUUGGCCAAAAGUUCCUGACUCUCCUGCAACCAAAUAUCCUAUUUAUCCACUAACACCAAAGAAAAGUCACAAAAGGAAAGCAAAACAUAAGUCAACCAAGAAAAAAGCUGGAAAACCACAAAAAACAGGUAGUAAAAAUAUUAAAAGAACUUUAUCUUUCAGAAAAAGGACUCAUACAAUUCUUUCUCCUCCUUUGCCAUCCUACAAUGCUGAAGCUGAAGACUGUGACUGUAACUAUAGUGAUGUUAUGUCUAAGUUAGGUUUUCUUUCUGAGAGAAGCACAAGCCCCGUAAACACAUCUCCACCUCGCUGCUGGUCUCCAACUGAUCCAAAAGCAGAAGAAAUUUUGACCAACCUGGACAGAGAAGCUUUAUUUAGUAGGGGGCCCAAUAUGUACAACAGCAAGACUGUUAAUUUUAGUGUAGGAAAAAAUAGUCGUGCAAAAACUCAGGUUAAGAAAUGUAAAAAGAAAUUUGCUAGCCCCACUGUAUCUACCAAGAAAAAGAAAAAGGUUAAUCAGGCUGAUGAAACAGCAGAUGAUGGCAAGAAGAAACCUAGAACAAAACAAAGACAAAAAACAGCUGAAAAAGCAUCCUCAAGAAAGCGCAUUGUAUUUAAAGAUGGAAAAGGAAAUACUCGCUCUACUGCAGAAGUGAAGUUUGUGCUGAAACAUCAAGAUCUGCCUGAGAUUUCUUACAACUCUGUCAACUCGCAGCCACUUCAUAACCGGAAAGACUGUCCUCUUCCUGGCUAUUACGAAGGAUAUUUUGCACAGCUCCCUUCAGCAGCUGAUGCACAAGGUAAUUCAUCAGGCUGUUUUCAUUCAUUGAUGGAAAUUGAUAAGCCUGUAGAUGCACAGUGUUUACCUGCUCCACGAGAAGACCCUCAUUCAUCUUUUGCAUCUACUCCUGUGGCAUCUGGAAGGGAAGUACCAAAAAUGAGCUCUCAAAGGCCCCGGACUCAAAGUGCUAUAUUUAGAAUGAAGGAUUCUACUCUCAUUCAAAACACAUCUGAUCCAUCUACUCAUUCACCUCGGGUAACACAGAAUGCACUGAUCUCUAAAGAUAAGACUUCUGCAAAAGGAGAAGAGAUAAAAAAUUUGCAAAACAGGUAUUUACCACCAGUUGGGAAGUUAAAUGAAGCUCGUGAGUCUUUGGACACAGCAAAGAUGGAUCAGUUACAUGCCACUAACUAUUUGCAUUGUAAAGACAAUAAUCAACAGCAGAUUUUUUGUUUACCAGAGGCAUCCAAGCAUUCCGAUCCUUGUUCUUCUAUUUUGAAGUCAUCUGAGGAAAGCCCUGGGACACUUCAAUUGCCUAAGAACUGUUUUGUAACAUCUUUGAAGAGUCCAGUGAAACAGUUAAAUUGGGAUCAAAACCAGAGAGGGUUUAUUUUGGAUAUGUCACAUUUUAAACCUGAAACAGUAAAACAAAGGUCUCUGUCAGAAACAACCAUGCAACCAAAACCCAUCUCCCAGUAUAAAAACAGGACUAUAGUGUCCCCAUCAGCAUUCAGUGAAGGACAGUCUGGCCUAGCUGUUUUGAAAGAGUUGCUCCAGAAGAGACAGCAGAAAGCUCAGAAUGCAAAUGUUAUACAGGAACCAUUACCAGCUAAAACACAGCUGAGCAGGAACAUAUGCCCUCUUGAACAGAAUAAAGCAAUCAAAAGGUCACGGGCAGUCACAUCACCAAGAAAAUCUCGUGCUCCCAGGAAUACAAAACCUAAAGAAAAAGCACCAAAACUCUCAAAAAUGGAGUCUUUAAGCCAGCAGAUCACUAGUCGCGUUGAUCACUCUGUGUCUGAUGACAGCCCCAUUUUUUUUUCAGACCCUGGUUUUGAAAGCUGCUACUCUCUUGAAGACAGCUUGUCUCCAGACCACAAUUACAACUUCGAUAUUAAUACUAUAGGGCAAACUGGCUUUUGCAGUUUUUAUUCCGCAAGCCAGUUUGUCCCAGCAGAUCAAAAUUUGCCCCAGAAAUUCUUGAGUGAUGCAGUUCAAGAUCUUGGUUCUGGACAAACAACAGAAAAGGACUUUCUGUGUCAUAACGACCAAAAAUCUGAGGAAGAAAAGCAACAUUCUUCAAGCACAAGUAAAUGGAUACGGUCUGGUUCCCUGAGCCCUGAGCUUUUUGAGAAAACCUCACUGGAUAAUAAUGAGAACCACUGCCAUAGCCAAUGGAGGAAAAACAUUCAUCCUUCAACUCCUAGAUCUAGUUCUGUCAGUACCUCUUGUGCACAAGAGACUGAGGCCUAUUUAAAUGAAAAAUUCAAACUGAAUAGAAAUACAGUAAAUAAAGAGAGAUUUCUUAACCUUCCACAGCCAACCAGCUCAGACUGGAUUCAAAGCCACAUUAGAAAAGAAACCACUUAUGAACCUUGUCAACCACUUGAUUCAGUUAAUACCUCUUCUACAUCCAUAUUGUCUUCUCCUGAUGGUGAACUUAUAGAUGCAGCUUCUGAGGAUUUAGAAUUGUAUGUUUCGAGAAACAAUGAGGCAUUAACUCCAACUCCAGAUAGUUCACCAAGAUCAACCAGUUCUCCCUCACAAUCAAAGAAUGGAAGUUUUACACCUCGUACUGCUCACAUUCUUAAGCCUCUCAUGUCCCCACCCAGUCGUGAAGAAAUCAUGGCAACUUUGCUGGAUCAUGAUCUCGCAGAAACAAUUUAUCAGGAACCGUUUUGCAGUAAUCCUUCAGAUGCUCCAGAAAAACCAAGGGAGAUUGGAGGACGGCUUCUCACAGUGGAAACUAGGCUUCCAAAUGAUCUGCUUGAGUUUGAGGGGGACUUCUCAUUAGAAGGUCUACGACUCUGGAAGACUGCAUUUUCAGCAAUGACAGAAAGUCCUAGACCAGGGUCUCCUCCUCGUUACGGUCACUCUACCAUUAAUAAAAGAGAAAGUAAUAGCCAUAAAACUAGUGAAGACAAAAAAAUAGUCAUAAUGCCAUGUAAAUGUGCUCCAAGCCAACAGCAAGUUCAGAUAUGGCUUCAUGCCAAAGAAGAGUAUGAACAUUUCAAGAAAUUACCUAAGAAUUGUCCUGCUGAGCUGGCAAAGGCAGCUGAGAAUUUCAGCUCUCCAGUAUUGUCUGAAGAGAAAUCUGUAGAAGUAGUAAAAGCAGCUAAAGAUUUAAAUUUAUCUAGCCUGGAAGAUGAAAGACCUAUUGUGCCUACAAAGAAUUCUCCUGCUUCAGUGGCAGAAACUACAAAAACACAAACCAAGGAAACCUGUGAUAAGUCUAUAAGCACUACAGGAACUUCUGUAAGUACUAAAAAUGACAUAGACUCUAACAAAACUCCAUCUGAAAGCAAGACACUUACUACUUCAACACUAGAACAUGAGGAGGAGGAGGAGGAGGAAGAUUAUUAUGUCAAUUACAGUUCACCAGAUUCUCCGGUACUUCCUCCUUGGCAGCAAGUAGUGUCUCCAGAUCCCAAACAGUCCAAUUUGGAAGACACAGAGUGGAAGAGUCAGGAUAUUAUUUUGUCUUCUGUGGAAAGAAAUGUUGUAUUACCUGCUGGAAGUGCACAAAACUCUCCAUCCACCCAAGAAGAGGUUAGGGCAUCGUUUGACACAUCACCAUUUCCAGUUAAUGAAGAUCCUGGAAAUCCUGCAUCCAUUUGCCUACAUAGUACACCCAUUGUGCAGAAUCAAAAUCAAGAUGGAGUACCUGAAGUUCUUGGUUUUACUCCUUUAUCCACAGAAACAAAAGCCCAGAAACUGAGCCACAAAAGGGGGAAUAAUACUGAUGGUCUCCGAAGAGUACUUCUAACGACACAAAUGAAGAAUCAAUUCACAGCCCUCGGCGCUCCAAAGAAAGAGACUUCUCAAAUUGAAGGACCAUCUUUAAAUAACACUUACGGUUUUAAAGUCAGUGUGGAAAACCUGCAGGAAGCAAAAUCUUUACAUGAGGUCCAACACCUUACUCUCAUCAGUAUGGAGUUACAUGCUCGAACCAGACGAGAUUUGGAACCAGACCCAGAGUUUGAUCCGAUCUGUGCUUUAUUCUAUUGCAUCUCAUCAGACACAGCACUACCAAAUACUGAUAAAAAAGAAAUCACUGGUGCUAUAGUGAUUGAUAGAGACAGGACACUCUCAAGCCAAGGGAGCAGAGACCAAGCCCCCUUGCUCACCAGGUCUGGAGUUACAGGACUAGAAGUCAGUUACGCUACUGAUGAAAGAACUCUUUUCCAGGAAGUAGUGAAUAUUGUAAAAAGAUAUGACCCAGACAUUUUGUUAGGCUAUGAAGUCCAGAUGCAUUCCUGGGGUUAUCUCUUACAGAGGGCAGCUGCACUAAAUGUUGAUUUAUGCCAGAUGAUUUCUCGUGUGCCAG